Myripristis murdjan (pinecone soldierfish) is the source of this 9086-nucleotide messenger RNA. RefSeq names its product phosphoinositide-3-kinase, regulatory subunit 3b (gamma) (gene pik3r3b). Gene Ontology annotation, biological process: insulin receptor signaling pathway; phosphatidylinositol phosphate biosynthetic process. Gene Ontology annotation, molecular function: protein binding; 1-phosphatidylinositol-3-kinase regulator activity. The coding region runs from base 1054 to 3261 and encodes 735 amino acids. Gene Ontology annotation, cellular component: phosphatidylinositol 3-kinase complex. The record is from RefSeq and is a predicted model, not a curated record. The transcript is spliced from 15 exons. Lineage: Eukaryota; Metazoa; Chordata; Actinopteri; Holocentriformes; Holocentridae.
CGCACCUACCUUGAUGGGCUUUCUGGAUGUAUGGGCUCGGUCUUGGGGAUUUAUGUAGCGUGUAUUAGUGGACAUUUUGUGUACCAAAGCGUCGGUGAAAGAUAAGAGCUCGCCAGUGCAGUUGGAUCGUUUGCAGGUGUGUCUGUCAGCGUUGGGACGUGUUAGUGGCGGCUGCAUUACAAAAGAAAAAAGACCCAGGAGCUUGGAGCAGGGUUGCAUACAGAAAAGUGCACACAGGGGCGUGCUGAAUAACAAGCCAAAUUCUGCACUGCAGUGGAUUUCCUCAGGUGUGUGCGGCGCAUCUGUGUGUGUGUGUGUGUGUGUGUGUGUGUCACACUUCACAGAGGACACAGAGAACAGGCCCCGUACCCGUUCACUUUGCCACUGGCAUCCGCAAAAGAACCUGCAGAACCUUGGGGCAUUGUCUGUAGGUCACCCUGUCCUAGGAAACUGUGCCACCCUCAUUUUCCAGCCCCCCGAUUUCCCCCCCUCUCUGUUCUAGGCAGUGUGGCGGCUAGUCUGUCUGCCCCACUACUGCCCACAGUCUGCCGAUGUGGAUCACGAAAGCACACAGGCCUCUGACUGGAGUGCUGUGACCGAAUGUCGGAGCCAUACAGUGGACUGUUAGAGAGCUAGACGUGGGGCCAAACUACAGACGUAAGUCAGAACGCAGACCCAUCGACUGGCCUUAAUCCUAAUAACAUAUAUUUAGUUUCAUUUUAGCUAGAAGACAUAAAUUCUGUCUCCACAGUUAUUUGGGGCUGCUUUUAACAGUUUUAUAGAACUAAAGGUGUGGAAUUCCACCUCAGGGAUCAGAUGUUUAUUUGUUUAUUUCCACUGUGUCAUCCAAGUCAUUGCGACACAGCAAAUCUCAGGCAGUAUCAGAGUUUUCCCAGGUUUAGGUGUGGACUUACAGUUUCACCUCAGGGAUUUUUGAUUGAUUUUUGUUUUGCAUUUUCUAUUAACUGACUCACUCAAUUCAUCUUAACCCACCAAAUCUCAGGAGUCAUCAGUGCUUUUGACUUUAGAACCAGCCUAUGAACUCCUGUUACCAUGGCAUCUGACAGUUUCCAGUAUCGAGCGCUCUUUGAGUACAAGCGAGAGCGCGGUGAUGACAUCAGCCUCCAGCCAGGGGACCUGCUCACUGUCCCCAAGGCCUCCAUGAUGGCCACAGCAGGACUGGACUACCAGGAAGGGGACGAGCGAAGCCCCAAAGGCUGGCUACACGGCACCAAUGAGAGAACCAAGGAGAAGGGAGACUUUCCGGGGACGUUUGUGGAGUAUGUUGGGGUUGUGAGAGUGGGCCCUCCUGCAGCCAAACCCUGGCCCAGGCCUGUACCCCCAACACCUGGAGGGUCACAGGCUGCUGGAGCAGCCACUGCCUCAGGUGAGGGGGAGGUGUGUGUUCUGUCUGACCAGGCCCCGGUGGCGGUCCGGAGACUCAUAGAGGCAAUUGAGAGACAAGGUUUGGACAAUGAGUCCCUGUAUCGAAACCCUCCGAUUUCCAGCGGGCCUGUGGAACUGAGGCAGGCUUUAGACACAGAUCCAGUCUCAGUGGAUUUGGACCAGUAUGAAGUUGUGGCUCUGACUGACACCCUGAGAGGCUUCCUGCAGGACCUGCCCACCCCGGUCAUCCCAGCCAUUGUCUACAGCGAGCUGGUCUACACUGCACAAGAGACCCAGAGUGUGGAGGAGUGUGGGGAGAGGCUGAAGAGGAUCCUGGAGUCUCCCAGUGUUCCCCAGGCCAACCACCAGCUCCUGGUUCAUCUCACCAGACACCUGGCCAGGGCAGGGCAGCACAGCCAAGCCAGUCCCAGGAUUUUGGGACAGGCCUUCUCUGAGGCCAUCUUCAAGCACUCACUGUUCAGUGCUGAUGUGAACCCGGAACACCACAUUAGGAUCCUGGAGGCGCUUAUAGCAACAGGGGGUCUAAUGGAAAUGCAGGCUGCACCAGCUCUUCCCCCAAAGCCGGCCAAGCCCCAGCAGCCCUCCUCGGUGGGGGUGGGAGGGGGCAGCAGUAAUGGGGCGAAGGAAGGAGGGGCAGGAGGCUGCCUGCAAGAAGCUGAGUGGUACUGGGGAGACAUAUCCAGGGAAGAGGUGAAUGAUAAGCUCAGAGACAUGCCUGAUGGGACCUUCCUAGUCCGGGACGCCUCUACCAAGAUGCAGGGCGACUACACACUCACACUGAGGAAAGGGGGAAACAACAAGUUGAUAAAGAUCUACCACCGGGAUGGAAAGUAUGGCUUUUCAGACCCUCUGACGUUCAGCUCGGUGGUAGAGCUCAUCAGCCAUUACAGACACGAGUCCUUGGCCCAAUACAACACCAAACUGGAUGUAAAACUGAUGUACCCCAUCUCUCGCUACCAGCAGGACCAGUUGGUAAAGGAGGAUAACAUUGAUGCCGUGGGGAAGAAGCUGCAAGAAUACCACAAUCAGUACCAGGAGAAGAGCAAAGAGUAUGACAGACUGUAUGAAGAAUAUACCAAGACAUCGCAGGAGAUCCAGAUGAAGCGGACGGCCAUCGAAGCCUUCAACGAGACCAUCAAGAUCUUCGAGGAGCAGUGCCACACGCAGGAGCGCUACAGCAAGGAGUACAUUGAGCGCUUCCGCCGCGAGGGCAACGACAAAGAGAUAGAGAGGAUCAUGAUGAACUAUGAGAAGCUCAAGUCUCGGCUGGGCGAGAUCCACGACAGCAAGGUGCGCCUGGAGCAGGACCUGAAGACACAAGCCAUGGACAACCGCGAAACAGACAAGAAGAUGAACAGCCUCAAGCCAGACCUCAUCCAGCUCCGCAAGAUUAGGGACCAGUAUCUAGUCUGGCUCAAUCACAAAGGAGUGCGUCAGAAACGAAUUAACGACUGGCUGGGGAUCAAGAAUGAGAACACUGACGAGGGGUACUUUGUGAGCGAGGAGGAUGAGAACUUACCCCACUACGAUGAGAAGAGCUGGUUUGUCGGGGACCUGAACAGGACGCAGGCGGAGGAGCUGCUGCUUGGGAAGCCAGAUGGAGCGUUCCUCAUCCGUGAAAGCAGCAAAAAGGGCUGCUACGCCUGUUCUGUCAUUGUUGAAGGUGAGGUGAAGCACUGUGUCAUCUACAGCACACCACGCGGCUACGGCUUCGCUGAGCCCUACAACCUGUACAGCAGCCUGAAGGACCUGGUGCUCCAUUACCACCAGACCUCCCUGGUGCAGCACAACGACUCACUCAACGUGCGCCUCACCUACCCCGUCUACGCACAGAUGCCCUCCGGACGCAGAUGAGCCCCACCCGCCCAGCCACACCCCCCAACAUAGACAACUGAUGAACCCCACUUUGGGGGAGGGAGAACGGGGAGAACAGGGAGAGGGGGAGGGAGGGGAGGGGACGGGACGGGACGGGACGGGAGGGGGGUGUUGAAAUAUGUACCUACAAAGCCACCCCAACACCAGACAAGAAAAAAGAUAGAUAGAAACGAAUGAAACACUUGCUGCAACACACACGUCAGCCACCUUGGAGUUAUACAUAUAUAUUUUUACAAGAACAAUUUCGGAGGGCAUUCUUUCUAAAGACUGCUUGAUUUGCACAAGGAAGUUUUAAAUGUUUGUGAAUGUGAAAAAAAAAAAGUGACGGAAGGAAGGAAACGGAGUAGGAGACUUCAGAGUUUCAGGUUGACCCCGCUGCUACCUAAACUCCAGCUCAGACUUUUAACAGAAACUCAAAUACACGAAUGACGACGACAGACGCUCCCAUUUUAACCUUUUUUUUGUUUUCUUUUUGUUUGUAUUUUCACAGACAAUUAUGUUAUCACUUUUUCUUUUGGAGUCGUUUUGUUUUGUACUCAGACAUUUCCCUUUUUGCUUAUUCCUAGCUUGUUUGCUAAAUGCAAGAGGAGGUGAUGAUGAUGAUGAUGAUGAUGAUGUCAAGUGUCUGUUCUCUGUCCCUCUCCGUACAAAAAGCAAAAACAAUGUAGCAUAACGAGACAACGGACACUUAUUUUCCUGAGUGUUCCUCCAUGUAGAUUGCUGCUGAGGGUUUUGGGGAGGGGAGGGGGGUGGCAAAGGGAGGGAGAGUCACAAGACACAAAAAAGGUUUUUGUAGUCUUAAAAGAAGACAAAGGCUUGCUUUUAUACUAAUUUCUAGAGAGAAAGAGUUUUUUGCUUGCUUUGCUGGAACAUAGUCGUUUUCCUUUGCCAUGUGUAAAUGGUAACGUCACAGAUCAGAACCAGAGACCAAAGUUGGUGUGGAGAGGGAGGGGGAGCAAAGAGUCCACCAUUGUGUGUUUCUUUGUUUUUUGAAUGGAGAAAGGAGAGGGAAAGCAAACGAGUGCUGUGUUUGAGACCACACAUAAAACAAAGUUUUGGGCCACGUGCUUGUGCACUAAUAGCUCUGACAUUUUGGAAACCAAAUGGUACAUACAGAGGGAACACCACCCGUGACCUUUAGAGACGGUCGAGUAAGAAGCACUUAUACCAGAGCAAACAAGGUUGCAAGUGGUCAGUUGCACCAAAAUCAUCUUCUGAGGGAAAACGUGAAGGAGAAAAAAAAAAACAUUACCAUGACCUGAAACCCAUUUUAUGUGUGGUUUAAAAGAAGAGAAAUACUUAUAUGCUAAUGUCUGUGGGAUGAUAAACUGCGACUGUUUGUGUAUUUGUUACAAAACCUUCAGAAAUAAGCUUUGAUAAAAAAAAAAAAAUAAUGUUUUAUGUGUAACACAAAAAAAGCAGGUAGAAGGAGGCGAGCUGAAGACACAUGCUUUAGAUGAUGAUGAUACUAAAAACUUGAAGAACGUGCAAUCCAGCGUUGUGUUAUGAUUAUGUAGGUCAGCAGUCAAGCAGUGAGAGCUGCACUAAGGCCCCCAACUGGGGUUCAGAGAGAUAAUCAAAGUGCACAGUGAAGCUUUUGAAGUGAAAUUCAUCUUUGUUUGUCUGAUUGCUUAUGUUACUUUUUUUUUUUUUUCUUUUUUUUUUUAAUUCAAAAACUUCUUAGCCGGUGCUUGACUUUAUAACCAGUGGAAACAUUGUCUGUCAACAAAGAAGUAUAUACCAUCACCCAAUAAAAAUGUUUUCAAAAACUGCAGAAAAAACACAACCAAGUUGCAUUCUAUUCUUCUUGGAAAUUAAAAUUCUCCAUUCGGAUUGGCUUGUUGUCUUAAGGCUACCAAUUCUAUCCAUUCGCGGUUCCUAGGGGAGACCUGUCUGAGACAAUGGGGUCAAUGUUGUAUCUCAGGGGACCUGGUUUUCCCAGACAGUCGUCCCCUCCCCUCCCUGCCGGCCUGUCUCUUAAUCUGCAACCCUAUUUUUAGGUCCUGAUGACAAGGGAAGGUUAGUGGAGCUGCGAGGGGGCUGAUUUCAUGACCCUGGCUUGUGGCAAACAAAGGCAGCUGUUGUCAAUUAGCCACACUCAGCCUUUGCCCAUACCAGAGCUUCACCCCCUUUCUCCAAACUAGCGCCCCACUCUUUGGCUCUAGCGCGACACGCAUACACACACACACCGUUCCAGCACUAGUUAAAUUUUACAGGACAGCAGAUGUGUGGGUGUCUAUGAAAAAAAAAAAAAAAACCCUCUUAAAGUUCUUUGCAAGAGGAGACGACGCUGGUUACAAAGUCAGACAAGCACCCCUAUGUCGUCUGCGGUGUCUUUCACAGCAUGAUAAGCCAGCGUGGGGAGUGUAUGGUCCACACACACACACACACACACAUACAUACACAUACACAGUAGUAUGUCUGAAGGAGAGUGUCUUGGGUGAGAUAUGCCGGUUGGACGAGGGACAUUGUUUGAGAGUGGUGCUGCGGAGUCACUGGGAGUGAAUGAUACAACUUUGGUUGUAGCCCACCAUGUGUCUAUCUACACCCGUCUCAAUGUCCUCCUCAACACCCAACCCUAGACUGCGUCACCUUUAUCCAUAGCCCUCCCCGUACCCUCUGUCCCCUCCCUUUUUCUCCCCCCUCUGCCCACGCCCUUGGCCCUUGGGUGCUGAGAUAAGGUAGAUGGAGGGGAGGAAGGGAGGGCUGGAGGUUGGGGAGCUGAAAGCCACUGAUAGCAAGUACUUGUAGAGGGGGUGGUUGACAAGCAGUCUUGCCUCUUUUCACCGCAGACUGAAUCAGAUAGGUGCAUUCUUUGUGUCUGGUCCCUCCCAGUAUUCCCUGCUAAGCUAGCAGCAGUGAGCAGGGCGGAAGAAAUAAAGUGACCGUGUCAGCGCAGUUGGUCAGAAUUGGAGCUGUAAAGGUUGCAGGGUGACAAGUUGCAGAUUUCAUCUCUGCCUGUUUUGUGCAUCCUUUUCUUGGCCAGCUAUGAUGACGACAGUGUCUCUACCUUGUUCUCUCUCUUUGACGAAGAUUCAGGCAGUCUUUGGUUUCACAGGGGGCAGACAGGCGGGGUAUGUUGAUAUAAUGUUGAAUGUACAAAAGGAUCAGUCUGGGUCCAAAGCAUUUUAGCACCACGGUCAUGUUUGUCCUUUAGACAAAAGACGAUCUUAACUCUAAGGUGCUUUUUGGAAAACGCAGGUCUGUUGGAUUAGACAGACUGUUUUUUUUGUCUCCAUCUCGUUUUGGUCAAGACCCUCAGGUGGGACAAGCCGGUUGUCUGCAAAGUUUACUGUUGUACUACCACACAAUGAAGCCAGCGAUUUGAAAAAUCAGGGUUUUUUUCUGCUUCGAUAAUUACACACAAUCACUCAGUCAAUUAAGCUAGAUUUUAGCAUGGGUGUCCUCACCUCAAGAGGCUUGUCCCUCGUGGCUUCCUGUAGCUUAGAAACAUUAUCACCAAAAGGAUCUUUUAGUCUUUCCUUCCCUUCCAUCAACACAGUCUGAGGGUUUUGUUGUUGUUUUUACUGACUUUGGGUUUUGUUUUUUCAAAUAGGGAACUCAAAAAUCCCUAACUCUAUUACUUGAACUAUUGCAUUGCUCACUGUUGAAUGUCUUUAUAUGAAAAUAUACAUUUAUUAAAAAAAAAAUGAAGAGUUCCCGUUUGUUUUAUGGUGAGCAGGGCCGAAGUUUGACAUUUUAAAAUUUUAUGACAGAUGUACAGUAUUCGUUACAGAUACAGGCAUCAUAUAGUUACUCUAGGAGGGAAGGAGGCGCUUUUUGAAACUUUCUCAGAGAUAUGUUUGGAUCUUUUACUUCACAGAGGGCUUGUCUGAAAUUGCACACAUCAUCUAGAAAAGACUUGUGUUAAUACUUCUUUGUGUGUCUGCGCGUAUAUGUAUGCAUCCUCAGUCACAGACAUUUACAUUGAGAUAUAGUAUCUAUGAAGUUGAAAGAAAAUACAGUUGUAAGGGUUGUUUGGUUUAUAGUUGCUUUGUUAUUUUCUCUUCACGGUUCCCCCCCGACAUUUAGACCAAAGAUUUCAGUUCUUGUUAUCCUGUAUUUGUCAGUUAUCAGUCGAAAGGGACGUUUCAGUGACACAUUUUGCAACAAUAUUAUCUCCAUUGCCUUGAUAUUACCAGAACUCAGAAGCCAAUAUCAUGCUAGUUUUGUUGUGUGAAUGAGUGUUCCCCGUACGGUUGGCUAGGAUUUUUUUUCCAUAAUCACUGUAAUGAUAAAAGGUUGGGUCAGCGGUGUUCAGACAUCUUCAAACAGGUACUUCAGUGGUGUGUCAGCUGGGAUUAAUCGCACAAUCCUAGUUCAAUGAUGUCCCGAUUGCCAGUUUCAGUCUGCAUCUGUUGUUUUUGUUCACAAAAAAGUCUUGCAUCCAUUAGACAGGGGCCUCUUUUUAUAGAUUCAAGCUGAUCUGCACUCAUUAGUGUGUGCCAUCGGUGUGAACCCUCACAUGUUAGGGAUUUUGAAAACCUGUUGAUUUACCAAAAGUCCCAAAAUAAUGACUUCUUCACUCAUGCUACCCAUAUUUGCACAUGAUGACCGUAGCUGGAGUUUGGUUUGCAAUUCUUUGUCUUUCUAUUUCUGUGUUGAAAGAUCGUGUAUAUUGUCGGUACCCUGCGGAAAUUCAUUUUCAGGAAUUGAGGAAAAAAUACGGUUUUGUUUUAAUUGAUGGUCAUGCAUUUUUCACAUUUUAUCCACACAGUGGACAGUGUCAGCUGUCAAUAUUAAACGGAGCAGUUAUAGAUCCAGGGUUUCUGCAUGACACAGGUGAUCUACAGUGCCCCAUUCGUGGGAAGGUUGCGCAGGUUUUUCUAUUUAUUUUUUCCAAUGUUCCCAUUUCUGUCUGGCAGGGGUUUAGUGAUUGAGAGUGUUUUCUUUCAAGUGCAUUUCCACACGAGAACCACGUUAUGUUGUUUUGAAUGUGGAUAUGCACAUAGUAAUACUAAGGACAGCUGAAUGGAAGAGCAGUUGAGAGGGUUAGUGGGACAAACCAAAAUAUUUGUUCUGUCAAGUUUACUUUUAUUGACUGUUUAGUUGAGUUUUCACUUUUGAAAACUUCAACUCUAACAAUAACUCCAGGAACAGGCUUAGGUUUACUUUAAGAAUAAAAGGUACAACAUUUUGUUUCAUUAAAAAGGUGCAGUCCAACAAAAGGUACGGUGCUGUACCUUGUUUUUGGAGUGUGUUUAUACUCACUACCACCCCAGGACUGUUAAAAUAGCAACUGUCUGUUGUUCUUUACUACUACUACUACUCGCCCUCAAGCAGUUCUGCAAAGUUUUAUUUGCAGCCAGGUUUGAAUAUGUUUGUGAUUCUCACCAAGGAGUCUUGUGUGUUCUUACCACUGCUUAACUGAUCACAGUACCCAGCACAGCUUCAAGGAGUACAGCUUCUUAUAAAUAUAUACAUAUACAUAUAUAUAAAUAUAUAUAUUAUAAAAAGAACUUUUAAAAAAAUUAACUAAAAAAAGAAUUAAAAAAAGUGUAUAUGACACUCUUUCCCCUUUACCCCUUUUGACAUACGUACAGAUCCAGCAUGCAUCUUUGGUACUCUUGACUGUUGUUUUUUGUGUAUAAAAGAAAAAUGGUAAAAAGAUGUUUUAAAAAAACAACUGUUAUUUGUCUGUUUAUGGUGUAUUCAGAUCUGAAUUUAAUAUAGCAAACUUAACAUCACUGCUUACAGCUGAAACAAGUUCCAGUCCUUUUUGUGUCAGUUGUACAAUGCUAUAACAACAUAAUACUGAGAAAGAGGGCCACCACUAACAGUAAAAAAAAAAAAAAAAAAAAAAA